AUGAGCCCCACCACUGUAUUGAAGCGCCCGCAGCCUCCUUCUGCUUCCGCAUUGUCGGCUUCACCUAAAGCCGUCAAAAACAGCAAACCCCUCGCUAAUAGCUCGGCCGCUCUUCCAACCUAUGGCUGCGGUGGGUCUCCUAUUUUCUUUGGUCCACUAAAGCUAUCGUCGGCUUCAUUGGGCACAUCGGAAAACUAACUCCUACUCCUUGCCUCGCGCAAUAGAUCACAUCAAAAGGCCUCUCCUGAGCCCUAGGGAGGGUAGCAAGAUGAAAAGCCAUUACGGUGACGCCACUCGUGUGGCUUUGGAUUCGAGCCGGACACAUGCGCAAGCUUGUGCGAAAUGCAAGUUUCUCAUUACGAGAACCUUCCUUUGCAUGGAAUGUCCGAGCAUAUACUGCCCCAAGGACGCAGAAGCCCACUCCAAGGAAAGGCGUCAUCAUUUUGGUUGGCUGGACCCAGGCUCCCAAGUAUGAAGUUUAUUGCUUGAAUUCUGAUGUUAUUACUAGGUAUUGACUCGAGAAGCGGCCAUGUCUACUGCUUCCUUUGCCAGGACUUCGUGUAUGAUCCGAUAUUGGAAGAUAUUAGGAUGGAAAAGGAGGUAGCUAUGGAGGGGGGUGGUAUGUUAUCCUCUCUCCGUAGUUUUCACCUUCUACCACUUCACUUUGCGAAGGCUGAGUGACUUCUGGUGGCGCUAACGGGUUGAGCGUGUGUAGCCCGGAAAAGGAGGCGGUUGGAUGAUAUCAAACCCUCACCCGAGGACCUUAAAUACAUCGAGGCGCAUGCAACACUCGCGCCCUGCAAAGCUACAGGGCUCAGGGGGUUUCUUAACAUGGGCUCUACCUGCUUCAUGAGUGUUGUAUUGCAGAGCUUGAUACAUAAUCCACUUGUCCGGAAUUUCUACUUAGCAGAUGGCCAUAAGCCCAAGGAGUGUGUGCAAACCAACUGCAUGAGUUGCGCCAUGGAGGAAGUAUUUUCAGAGUUUUUUGCCGCAGAUAAGACGGAUGGGUUUGGGCCGGUCAAUCUUCUCACCACGUCGUGGAAGUGCGAGCAAGUAAGGACUUUGGUCAUUGUGGAUCUCGUUUUGUUUUGUUUGCUAACCAAUAUGUACCAACCUGAAAGACAUUAGCUGGAUAUCAACAGCAGGACGCUCACGAAUACCUCCAGUUUCUUCUGAAUCAGCUACAUGCAACCAAUGGUGGGAACUCUGAUACCAAGACGGAGCCGUGCAAAUGCAUUAUCCAUCGCGCAUUCUAUGGUAAACUCCAGAGCGAUGUGACGUGUGAAGGAUGUAAAAAUGUCACAACGGCCGUUGACCCGGUUAUGGACUUGAGCCUGGACCUGAGAAAAAAGGAUAAGAGGAGACUAGACGUCCCAAAGACUGAAGGGGAAGGGGCCAUGCAGACUCUACAAGAAUGCCUUGGGCGGUUUACAAGCACAGAAAAGUUGGGAAUGAACGAGUAUAACUGCGGAAAUUGCUCUGGACAUCAAGAAGUGGCUACAAAGCAGUUAACGGUCAAAAGAUUACCACCGGUACUAUGCAUUCAACUCAAGGUAAGUUUUUACAAUAAUCAAGUGAUCUUACGCUUUGGCGCUCACACUCUGGGAUAAGCGUUUUGAGCAUGGUUCCACAAAAUCAUCAUCAAAAAUUGAUACCAAAAUACGAUUCCCCAUGCAGCUGGACAUGACCCCUUAUACGACACGUGCGAAACGGAAAGGAAGGGAUGGUUCUACAGAUUGUGGUCCUAAAUCUAGCCUUAAAGGCCAUGGACCUUACUUAUACGACCUUCUCAGUGUUGUUGUUCAUACGGGCCAGAUAAACUCUGGCCACUAUAUAAGUUUUUCACGUGAAAACGGACAGGUUUGUCAUAUCAUUCUCCCACCAAAUUCCUGAAAAUACUCUACCCACGUCUUUCCCUCCCUUUUCUGCCAUAUCCCCCUCCCUCCCUCUCACCUGAAUAUCGUUUUCUUCUUCUGGUUCCUCAGUGCUCACAAGAAGGGUGCUUGCUUGUCUUUGCACGAGUACGAAGGGACAAAAGUGGUUUCGGUUUGAUGAUAGCAUGGUCACACUUGCCACCGAGAAGGAUGUUCUCUCAGCGAAGGCAUAUCUACUGUUUUACAUGAUCCGGAGCUUGAGC
Tuber aestivum (summer truffle) is the source of this 2137-nucleotide messenger RNA. The record is from the annotation of a GenBank genome assembly. Lineage: Eukaryota; Fungi; Ascomycota; Pezizomycetes; Pezizales; Tuberaceae.